GUAAAUUGUAUGACCGUUUCAGUUAAGGUUUACGUUCAAACUGAACCAAAAAUUUGGACGAAAUUUCAAUUGGACUGGCCAGAGAGGCGACAAAAAGUAAAAUCCAUGCACUUUUUAUUAUGUCAUUAAAAAAAAACUAUAAAUAAUAAACAAUCGAUACAAACAGACCGAUUUACGCACGCUGUCCAAGAAAACGCUUUCAUCAGCCCAUUGAAAUAAUUUCAAAGUUUUUAUUUCUUAAAAAAAGAAGAAAACAUUUGUAAAUAGUGCCAAAAAAAGCUUUGAAAUCAGCAAAAAUAAAUGUGGGUAAUUGGGAAUCAAUCACAACCAAAAUAUCUCGCCACAUAAAGACUCAGCAGAAGUUUGUCAUUUAUCUUAAUAUGAAAUUCGAAUAGUUUGAACGGAAUUUUACUCAUGUUCACAUCAAAAUCACAUUUAGCAACUAACUUGACCGCAACGUUGACCGAUCUUUUCAACAUUCUUCUAUUCAUUUGCUAAAGACCGCAUGAAAAAUUUCAUGAGACAGCAAAAUGUAUUUUCAGUCAGAGUGGCUGUAUAUUAAGUGGUGGUCGUAGAAAAAUUAACUGUUUUUCUUUGUUGAAUCGAAACGCUGAAGACUUUUUUCAAUCAUUCAUUUUCAAACUGUUGUUAAACUAUCUUCUUUACAAAUUUAAGUUGAAAAUACUGUGAAAAUGUGGAUUUAAUCAAGUCAGUUAUCGAAAAAAUGUUCGUCGAGUGUAAUAUUCAACGACAUUCGAUCAAUUUUUAAGACAUUAUCUGAUAUGAGGAUUUUUCCGGCUUUUUCGUCAUUGUCAUACCAUAGAUUUAUGUUGAAGCAACCUUUUGUCGGAUCUAAAAUUGAAUUGGUAUCAUUUUAAUUAAUUUUUCUCUUUCUAUAAAACUGUAGAUUGCAUUAGGAUAAGACUAUUUUGGUAGUAUUAUUUUUGGUUUGAUCAAAGUUCCAUUUGUUUCAUCUUUUACCGGAUGGAAGAGCUUCUAAAUAUGUGCACAUUUAUUGAUUAACUGCACACGUACACUGAUGUCCAAAUCUAUCAAUAACUUUAAAAAAGAAUCUUCCACCAAUUUCAUCCCAUUCAAAAUAGCAACACAACCGUAGUGUUUCAAUUCGGUUGAAUAUUUGAAUAGUGACGGCAUCGGCUCGAACCAUUUGCGAUCGGCUUGCAGCACAUAGCUGUCACACACACAGUUUGACAGCAAAAAAGAAUUUAGAGAAAAUUGGAAUAAUUCCAUAGCAGUGUAAAAAUACCAAAAACAAAUGAAAUAUACAGUUGAAUCGGAUUUUUUAUUAGUUCAAAUUUUCUUCAAUAUCGGAAAAAGCCGAAAAUUGCCCGUUUUACUUCAAAAAUAACGAAAUGUUUCGAGAUUUUUAAAGUGUAACGAAAAAAUUGCAUUUGGUUUGUGUUUUUCAGUGUUCAAACACAAAAAAUCGAUUUCAUACUGAGAUAACAGAAAGAUUCCCCCCUGUGUGUGUGUACCAAUGGUUCGAAAAAAUCGACGACAAAAGAACUCAACGGUUCAGACCGAAUCAACACAUUCCGACAAGUCCGACGAUGAUACGAAUAAUGAUGGAUUGAAAUGUAAAUAUUGUGAUGUGGUUUCAGCCAGCAUCAAAGAAAAACAGGAACACGAACAGGGAUGCGAGGCACAAGCAUCCGUGAAUACGUACAUCACAUCCGAAGGCAAACUUAGGUUUUUGUGUACGGUUUGUGAUCAGUUGUUCAAGUAUCAAACCGGACUGAAGAAACAUAAAUUAAGGCAUCAACCGCCUGGUGGAUUCAUUUGCUCCGAAUGCAAUGAACAUUUUGUAACCGACGCUGAGCGUUCUAUACACAAGGAAGUCAUUCAUAAGAUUUUCAAGUGUCUCAUUUGUAAUGAAAAAUGUACAUCGGAAGAAGAGUUUCUGAAGCAUAUAAAUGACUUGCACGAGGGUCGAGACAGAGAGUAUGUGGUGUGUGCUGAUUGUGGUGCUCAAUUUAGGCAGAAGAAUCAACUACGGUUGCACAUCGAAUCAAAAUGCGGUACAGUGCGUUGCCAUACAUGUAACCAAUGCAAUUCAAAGUUCAUGACACAAAAUACAUUGAACGCCCAUAUGCAAAUCCAUAUCGGAGAGAAGAAGCACCUUUGCAAUAACUGCGGAAACAGUUUCUUGAGCAGAGGUCAACUGAAGAUACAUGAACGAAGUCACACCAAAGAAAAGCCGUACAAAUGUUUGGUAUGUAAUAAGGCAUUCGCACAUCGCGAGAGUUUAGUAACUCAUUCCUCGCUUCAUACGGGUAUCAAACCAUAUCAAUGCCAGUGUUGUGGCAACCAGUUCUCGUGCAUUGGCAAUUUAAUCAAACACCGCAAUAUUCGGCAGCAAACGUGUGGCCUACCGCAAUACAAAAUUAUGAAGUGUGCUCCACGUGCGAGCACCAAAGUUCCAGGUAGUUUGACGUUGAAAAAAGAGACUCCAGUAAAACGGGCCUAUGCCAAGCGGAAGAUCGUUAGCGUGCCCGAACUGUUAUCGGUACGUGCUGAAUUAGCUAGCCAAACGGAACCAGCCAAAGUAGAACCAAAUCACGAACAGCAAUUCGAUGAGUUUUUGAUCUUGAAUAAUAAACCAGACAGCAAUGCUUGCAUUGAAACGGUCAAUUUCAUAAAAAGUGAAGUGAAUGAGAAUGAAGCUGCAUCGAGCGGAGAAUGUAUAGAGAUAUUGGAUCCAAUGAUUUUGGAUGCACCAUUAGCUGAAUGCACCGAAAAUCAUAAUACCAUAUCGUAUAGUAUUCCGCAGAGCGGUGUUUUGGUACUGACAUCGGGUAAUUACAUCAUCACCAGUUUGGGAAAUAAUAUCGCAAAGAAACCAAUACAAAUCAAAAUGGAACCACCACAAGUCGAGCAAGUCAUCAUUUUGAAUAGCAACAUACAGUAUGCCGAAAUGGAAGUCGACUGUCAAGAGAUUGAACAAGUAGUCGAUGACAAAAGGAAUGUGGAAAUUCUACAAGAAUCGACCGUAUCGAAAAACCCAAUAUCAAUCGAUGAAGCUGAAAUUGAUGAGAUUAUGAAUCAACAAUACCUUGAAAACAGCAUCCAACACUUGGAAAUUGUACCGGUUGAUGAAUCAGAUGGAUUAACCAGCAAAACAGAGGAGCCAUUUGAUCCACUCGUGUGCGAAGUGUGUGCAAGACAAUUCAAGCAAGAAAAGUCGUUGCUAAAACAUUUGGAUCUAAAGCAUAACAUUGAAUGUGAUUUCAUCAGUAAAGAUAUGUUCAAAUGCAAAUAUUGUGAUAAGCAGUAUGUAACAGAGAAAUUGUUGAGUAAGCAUAUCCCGUGUCAUGGUGCAAGCGGCGAACUAAUCCACAAGUGCUCCUGUUGCACAUUGUACUUUGAAACCAAAGAAAAGAUGCUCGAACACGCUCACAAAGAGCAUGAAGAUCGUUUGAAAUGUAAUUACUGUCACAAAAUGUACAAAGAUGUCGACUGUAGAGCGGCUCACAUUCGGAAAAUGCACACAAAAACGGGCGCACCGCAGAAGAAGUAUACGUUCGUUUGUGCAAAAUGUGGCAAGAAAUUCAAUUCGCGUGUUGCACUGUCUGACCAUGAGCAGGGUGAUUGUGGGCGAACGCCAAUUUACAAAUGCAAUUUUGAGGGUUGUGGAAAAUCAUUGCAUAGCCUUGGCUCACUGAAAAUCCAUCGGUUGAUACACACAGGGGAUCUACCAUUUUCAUGCAGCGUGAACACUUGUAAGAAGAGAUUCCGUACACACGGCCAGGUGAAAGUCCAUGAGCGCAGCCACAGCGGAGAGAAACCAUUCAAAUGCAAUCAGUGUGAUAAGGCAUUCGCGCACAGAGAGAGUCUACUUACGCAUCUAUCACUUCAUACCGGAGUAAAGAGAUUUGGAUGUCAAGGCUGUGGCGCCCGUUUCUCUUGCAUAUCGAAUUUGCAGGCACAUCGUCGAACCCACCAACAAACUUGCGGUCAAUUACCGCUCGAUACAAAAGCACAAUACUCGUUCAACUUAGAUGAUGGCACUGUGCUCAUGCCAGAUAAUAAUUCAGCAGAUACAACCGAUUAGACAACGCCAAACACAUCCGUGUGUAGUCUUUUUUAAGAUGUAUAUAUUAUUCAAAUUUUAAACAUUUUAUUAAAUGACUGAUUAUAUAUUAGAAUAAAUGCUAUCGUUGAUGAAUAUCUAA
Molecule: messenger RNA, 4193 nt
Organism: Sitodiplosis mosellana (orange wheat blossom midge)
Lineage: Eukaryota; Metazoa; Arthropoda; Insecta; Diptera; Cecidomyiidae
Product: zinc finger protein 91-like
Exons: 10
Coding region: 1499-4072 (857 amino acids)
Biological process (GO): regulation of transcription by RNA polymerase II
Cellular component (GO): nucleus
Molecular function (GO): RNA polymerase II transcription regulatory region sequence-specific DNA binding; DNA-binding transcription factor activity, RNA polymerase II-specific
Source: RefSeq, a predicted model, not a curated record